UGGUAUAAACACCACACCCUGUCCCGUCCUGGAUCAUAACGGAGCUGCUGCUGCUCGCUGCCUCACUGCUGCUCCUCUCUGAAGGUCGACUCAACAUGGCGCUGGUGUCUGAGUUUCUGGGUCAGCUGACGCUGUCAUAUGGAGGGGAAGCAGAGCCCAUAUACCCCACCGUGGUGGCGGUACGAGACUUUGACCCGGCCAAAGACGCUGCCAGGCUGGAGACAGCCAUCAAGACGAAAGGCGUAGACGAUCAGACCAUCAUCGACAUCCUGACCAGACGCAGCUACACGCAGCGGAGAGAGAUCGCCUUCGAAUACGAGCGGAUCGCCAAGAAGGAUCUGAUCGUAGCCCUGAAGGGGGCGCUGUCCGGCUCUCUGGAGGCUCUCAUGUUGGGCCUGAUGAAGAGCACGGCUCAGUACGACGCCUCCGAGCUCAAAUCCUCCAUGAAGGGACUGGGCACAGACGAGGAGACCCUCAUUGAGAUCGUCUGCUCCAGGAACCACGAAGAACUUGUGGACAUCAAGAAGGUUUACAAAGAGAUGUUCAAGAAGGAGCUGGACAAAGAUGUGGCCGGAGACACGUCAGGAGACUUUGCCAAACUGCUGCUGAGUCUGGUUCAGACAAAGAGAGAUGAGCCCUCAAAUGUUGUCGACUAUGAGAAGAUUGACGAGGAUGCCAGAUCUCUGUACGAAGCCGGGGUGAAGAGGAAGGGAACCGAUGUGGCGACCUGGAUCACCAUCAUGUCGAAGAGGAGCGUCCCUCACCUGCAGAAAGUGUUUGAGAGGUAUAAGAGCUACAGUCCAUACGACAUGAAGGAGAGCAUCAGGAAGGAGGUGAAGGGAGAUCUGGAGAAGUCUUUCCUCACUCUGGUUGAGUGUUUUCAGAACAGGCAGCUGUACUUCGCCAACAGACUCAGUGAAGCCAUGAAGGGUAAAGGAGCGAAGGAGAAGGUGGUGACCAGGAUCAUGGUUUCUCGAUGUGAAAUCGACCUGAUGAAGAUCAGAUCAGAGUUCAAGAGGCAGCACAAAAGGUCACUGUACCAGACCAUCACUGAGCACACCAAAGGAGACUACCAGAACGCUCUGCUGAGUCUAUGCGGAGGAGACGACUGAGACCUCCUCUCUCUCUGGACUCAGUUUCCCAGAAGCCCCUUUGGUUUCAAACAUCAGUGGAUACUGCAGAUCUUCCUGCAGUGUUAGAGUGUCUUUGCUUUGCAACAUGAGACAGAAAGUGUCCCCUCCAUCUCUCUGAGCAGCUUCAAAAUAAAACAUCACAUACAUCAUG
Notolabrus celidotus (New Zealand spotty) is the source of this 1284-nucleotide messenger RNA. Its product is annotated as annexin A2-A-like. The transcript is spliced from 13 exons. Gene Ontology annotation, molecular function: phospholipase inhibitor activity; calcium-dependent phospholipid binding; calcium ion binding. The coding region runs from base 96 to 1112 and encodes 338 amino acids. NCBI's taxonomy places the organism in Eukaryota, Metazoa, Chordata, Actinopteri, Labriformes, Labridae. The record is from RefSeq and is a predicted model, not a curated record. Gene Ontology annotation, cellular component: cytoplasm.